UCCUCCGCAUUCCUGCCAGACACACACUCACACACACACACACACACACUCACACAGGCAGAGAUCUGGGAGGAACCACACACUGAGGCUGGGAGUUUGGAGGGGGUGUGGGCCGCUGUAGGAACCUCAUCAUCAGCGUCCUGCCAGUGUCACCAUGAGCAAGGCAGGAGGUGAUGAAGGUCGAGGAGCUGGUGGCAGCGGCGGUGAAAAGGCCCGGCGGCCGGAGGACGAGACCCCCGAGGGAAAGGUCCCGGGCAAACCGAGCGCUGCCACCACCGGACCGGGCUGGACCAAGGUCAGCUGCCCCUGCUGCAUGUUGGAGCGGGUGGAGCCGCUGGUGCUGGUGAAGCUCGGGGAGAAGGUCCGGCCGGAGACCAAGAGGUGGCUCAUCCGACUGAUCGGAACUUCUCAGAAAGAUGGCGGCGCUGGGUUACUGGCCCACCCAGGGGAGGACGCCGGCGGUGACCUCAUCGUGGUCUCCGCCCCUCGCUGCACGCUGCUGCGAGCCACCGAGGAGCUGGGUCUGUGUAAACGUUACGGCAGCGGAGACAUGGAGGCCUUCUCCUACCACGACAGACACAACUUCAAGGAUUCAGACAACAUGGAAGUGUUCCUGACGCUGGCGGAGCGACACUACAUCGUGAAGUACGAGCUGGACGGUCUGCGAGCGCAGAGAGACCUGAGGGUCCCGGGUCUGUCGGACUCCUGCACGCUGCAGAACAGAAACAACAUCUGGCAGAAGCUCGGGUCGGCCGGUGUGAUCAUAGACACGUUUCCUCUUCAUAACCCAGAGCAGCUGAAGGAUCUCAGCCAGGCCUGGUACACCGGUAAUCAGCUGGUUCAGCCUUUGGAUUCGGUGAACUCGUACUUCGGAAGCUCCGUGGCGUUCUACUUCAGCUUCCUGGAUUUCUACACCUGGUCUCUGCUCCCACCAGCGAUCCUGGGCCUGACCAUCACGUACUUCUCAGGUGAGGUUCAGAAGGAGAUGGUGGAGUCCGACUCGGGGUCACAGGUCACGGACGAAGGCGACGACUCCACGGCCAGCGGUCUCAUGGUCCAGGCGGUGUUCAGCAUGCUCUGGUCCACGGUUUUCAUGGAGAUGUGGAAACGCCGGAGCUCCUCCCUCUCGUACCGCUGGGGGACGCUGCACCUCGCCGAGCGCUUCGCCGAGCCCCGGCCCGGUUUCCACGGCGACCUCGGGGUCAACCCGGUGACCGGGCGCGUGGAGCCUCUCUUCCCCGACUGGCAGAGAGACCUGCGCAUUGCACUGGUGUCACUGCCGGUGGUCGGGCUGUUUCUGGGCCUGGUGGUUCUGGGGAUGCUCUGUUUCUACUGGGCAGAAGCUCAGGUGCAGCAGCUGAACAGAGACUGGGACUCCAUGCUGUCCCAGACUUUGCUCUACGUGCCCUCGGUGCUUCACAUCGUCUACACCAACAUGCUGGGGACUGCUUACAAGAAGGCAGCACAGAAACUGACUGAAUAUGAGAACCACAGAGAGGAGUCGUCCUUCCAGAAGCAUCUGACGUCCAAAGUGUUGGUGUUCACCUUCUUCAACUACUUUGCCGUGCUCUUCCACAUCGCCUUCUUCAAGCAGGAUGUGCCUUUGCUUCGUAAGCGUCUGGCGUCCUUGCUGAUCGUGACCCAGCUCCUCAACCAGGUGACCGAGGUGGUGAUUCCCUUCCUGGUGGACCGCUUCAUCAGCGCCCCCCACAGGGCGGAGAGCGAAGACGACCCUGAGGAGGACAAGUUCCGGAAACAAAGCACCCUUCCUGUUUUCCCUGGCCUGUUCGCCGAGUACAUCGAGCUCCUGGUGCAGUUUGGGUAUCUGAGCCUCUUCUCCUGCGUGUACCCUCUCACCGCCGUGCUGCUGCUCAUCAACAACGUGACGGAGAUACGAUCGGACGCCUACAAGAUCUGCCAGCUCUUCCGGAAGCCCUUCUCCCCCCCCGUGGCGUGCAUGGGCGUGUGGCAGGUCGCGUUCGAGGUCCUGAGCUUCGUCUCCGUCGUGUCCAACUGCUGGCUGCUGCUGCUGUCGCCACGGUUACAGCAGCUGUUACAGGAGGGGGGGCUGAGCACCACCAACAUUCUGCUGUUGGCUGUUCUGGUCGAGCAUUUGCUGAUCCUGGUGAAGCUCGUCAUGUCGGUUCUGAUCCCGGAUGAACCGGACUGGAUCCGCAGGAAGAGGGAGCACAUCGAGUUCUCAUCCAUGGAGGCUCUGAAACAGCAGAAGCUGCAGUCUGACGAGUGAUGAUUGUGUCUCAGUGUCCAGUCGCUGCUUUGUGCUUCAACCACAGGACACAGUACGACUCCUCAGUGUUGUGUUGACCUGCAGGGACAACAACACAAGCAGCUGCGGCCUGAUCCUCCCUGUGUGUAACACUUUAAACUCUCUGUGCUUUCUAAUGAGCAGAGUGCUUCUGCAGCCUACACACUUUGGAAUGCAGCUUUAUUUACUCUACACACAGACUGCAAGUGCAAUUACAACAGCUGUUUAAAGUAUUUCCCCCAGAUAUUAGACAGCAAGUGGAAUGUAGAGGUGCUUUGAACAUGUGUCCUCUAAAGAGACGAUGUGAGGGUACAGGAGGGUUUGUUCAGAUUGGAUGAGAGAUCUGAAAAUCGCCAUGUCAAUAUUUAGGGCCUGACAGGAAAUAGUAUUUAAUGUGACUGUGCUUGACAGAAUGUUCCUUUGUUUGCUCAGUGCUUCCACCUCGUGAUGAAAUGCAGCUAGUGCUCAUGGAUCUAUAAUCAGAGGACAGUAUCGUCAUUGGAGGGAUUAUCACAACAAACUUUCUAUAUAUGUAAAUAAAAGUCCGUUUUAAUAUGGGUCAUAUCAAUUAAAAGUCACACAAAUAGAGAACUAGAGAGAAACUAGUGUGUCUGUUUGGAAAAAUAUUUGUUAAAAAACAUCGUCCCAAGGUACUGUUAAUAAAAAGUCUUUGUAAUGUAAUCUUUAAAUUAGUAGACUGUAUUUUACAGGACACAUUAUAUAAAAGCUUUUAAUUUAUAGUAUGGUUAUCGUGUAAUUCAAUAUGUACGAAUACAAAUUGUCCUGAUUUGACUCUAAACAAUCAUAUUUUAUUUUAUCAUUAAUUCUUCUCCCAUUGAUGAAACUGUCCUUCUCUUGUUUUUCCUGAACUAAUCACAUAUGACAAUAGGAACGAGUUUAACAUCAAAUAUAAUCUGUAAAUUAAAGCAAACACAGUCGUUCAUGUGCCAAGAUUUAAGAUUUGCCUUGAACUCGAUGACGGAGCGACCAAAGAACCUUCACCUGCUUUGUUAUUAGAAAUAUAUAAUUUUGUACACGUGUGGAUUUCAGUUUGUACUCACUGCCGUGCCUCUGACGUCACUGUGCUGCAGUAACCAAUCACAUCCUGUAGCUGAACACUUGGUGUCGUUCACUCUUCACAUUUGAAUUAUUACGCGACGUGGCCCCAUUUCUUCCAUACUUGCUGAACAGUGCUGUGGUUGUUCUUUGUAUUGUCUAAGUUAUUGUUGUUAGGAGUUAGUGUUCCCCCUCCAGCCACCAGGGGGCGCUCUGCACCUUUAAUUGUAUUUAACAUGCAACCUCCCACCAGCCCUGGUGGCUGCAGAGACACUGAUUCAGCAAAGAUGCAGAGUGAUGGUGAGAUGCACUCAGUCGGCCACAGUCCUAUAUUUCCACUAGUGGCACUAAUCGUAAACCUGUGUGUGUGUGAGUGUGUGUGUGAGUGUGAGUGUGAGUGUGUGUGUGUAAAUGAAGAUAUAGGAUCAGGAUUGCAGGUCAGAAACAGGUGUUUGCUGGUUGUGCUACAAUAAAUACACAAAAGGUAAA
Molecule: messenger RNA, 3811 nt
Organism: Limanda limanda (common dab)
Lineage: Eukaryota; Metazoa; Chordata; Actinopteri; Pleuronectiformes; Pleuronectidae
Gene: ano10b
Product: anoctamin 10b
Exons: 16
Coding region: 155-2248 (697 amino acids)
Biological process (GO): chloride transmembrane transport
Cellular component (GO): plasma membrane
Molecular function (GO): chloride channel activity
Source: RefSeq, a predicted model, not a curated record